UCAAUUUUUAUUUGGGUCUCACUCCCACAUACACAGUGUAGCAUCAUCUUCCUCAUCCCCAAAAUCCAGAAGUCUCAAAUCCCAAAACCUCGUUCUCACGAACCAAACCAAUGUGCUUCCAAAGAUUGAACCAUUUUCCCCUCUUCCUAACCUUUUUCCUUCUCUUCCACCAUGCCACUCCAAACCCCAUAAAAACAGUCGUCGUUAUGGUAAUGGAGAACCGCUCCUUCGACCACAUGCUCGGCUGGAUGAAGCGCCUCAACCCCGCCAUCAACGGCGUCACCGGCUCCGAGUCCAAUCCGCUCUCCGUCACCGACCCCAACUCCAAACGCUUUUUCUUCAAAGACCAGGCUCACUACGUCGACCCGGACCCGGGCCACUCCUUCCAGGCCAUCCGCGAACAGAUUUUCGGCUCCAACGACACCUCCGCCAACCCUCCGCCCAUGAACGGCUUCGCGCAGCAGGCCUUCUCCAUGGACAACACCUCGCGCAUGUCCGAGAACGUGAUGAACGGAUUCCUCCCCGACCUCCUUCCGGUCUACAAAACGCUCGUUUCGGAGUUCGCUGUUUUUGAUAGGUGGUUCGCCUCCGUGCCGGCCUCCACCCAGCCGAACCGUCUCUUCGUGCACUCGGCAACAUCAGGCGGCGCCACCAGCAAUGUGGCGGCGAAGCUGGCGGCUGGGUACCCGCAGCAAACGAUCUUCGACAGCGUGUACGAUGCAGGAUUAGACUUCGGGAUAUACUACCAGAACAUCCCCGCCACACUUUUCUACCGGAACCUUCGGAAGCUGAAGUACGUGCUGAAGUUCCACCCUUACGAUUUGUCGUUCAAGCUGCACGCCAAAGAGGGGAAGUUGCCUAGCUACACUGUGGUGGAGCAGCGGUACAUGGACACCAAGGUGUUCCCCGCCAAUGAUGAUCACCCAUCGCACGAUGUGUACCAGGGGCAGAAGUUUGUGAAGGAGGUGUACGAGACGCUAAGGGCCAGCCCGCAGUGGAACCAGACCCUCUUUCUCAUCACGUACGAUGAACAUGGAGGGUUUUACGACCACGUGCCUACCCCCGCGCGUGGAGUGCCCAGUCCUGAUGGGAUUAUGGGUCCUGAACCGUUUAACUUCACCUUUAAUAGGUUGGGAGUGAGGGUCCCUACCAUUGCUAUCUCGCCUUGGAUUCAGAAGGGUACAGUUGUUCAUGGGCCAAAUGGGUCACCAACUCCUACAUCCGAAUAUGAGCACUCAUCCAUUUCAGCAACAGUGAAAAAGCUCUUCAAUUUGCCUUCAUUUUUGACCAAAAGAGAUGCUUGGGCUGGAACCUUUGAGGGCAUUGUUCAGACAAGAACAGAGCCAAGGACAAAUUGCCCAGAGAAACUUCCAACCCCUGUGAAGAUCAGGGAGGGAGGGCCUAAUGAAGAUGCCCAGAUGAGUGAAUUUCAGCAGGAAUUGAUCCAACUUGCAGCAGUGCUUAAAGGAGAUAAUAUCCUCACUAGUUUUCCAGGUAAAAUAGGGAAAGACAUGACUGUUAAACAAGGGAAAGAUUACAUGGAUGACGCAGUUAGGAGGUUCUUUGAAGCAGGCCGAUAUGCAAAGAAAAUGGGAGUGAAUGAAGAACAUAUAGUCCAGAUGAAGCCUUCUUUGACUACGAGAUCAUCCAAAUCUUCAAACAGAAACCCUUAGAAAUAUAAUAAAGCAUGCAGCUUGAAAUAGAUAGAGAAAUGAAAGCAAUCAUUUUAAUGCAUAUAAAAACAUCUAUACAUAGUUGAAAAGGAGGCGUGUGUUUUAUAUAUAAAAUAUCGACAAUAUUUAUGGUA
Vigna radiata var. radiata (mung bean) is the source of this 1807-nucleotide messenger RNA. RefSeq names its product non-specific phospholipase C2. Bases 111 to 1673 code for a protein of 520 amino acids. Lineage: Eukaryota; Viridiplantae; Streptophyta; Magnoliopsida; Fabales; Fabaceae. Gene Ontology annotation, biological process: phospholipid catabolic process. The record is from RefSeq and is a predicted model, not a curated record. The transcript has 4 exons. Gene Ontology annotation, molecular function: hydrolase activity, acting on ester bonds.